Molecule: messenger RNA, 783 nt
Organism: Nicotiana tabacum (common tobacco)
Lineage: Eukaryota; Viridiplantae; Streptophyta; Magnoliopsida; Solanales; Solanaceae
Source: RefSeq, a predicted model, not a curated record
UUUAAAUAGACCUCUUUGUCACCAUUUCUUCCACACCACAAUUCACCAGCAUUAGUCUAUUGUGUGUGUUUAAGAGAGAGACAUAAAAGAGUGAAACAAUAUGGCAAGUUGGUACGUAAUGUUCAUAUUUGCAUUAGUACUAGUGCAUGCAACAGCAAGAAACAUUCCCGAAGUCACAAAACCUAAUAACGUCGCUCAAACUCAUGAUAAAAAUUUAAACACUGAGAUUUUAAGUACUGCUCCAACACCAAGCACUACUGGAGGCCUUAAUGACAAGAAAAACUUCAUCACAUUUGGUGGCAUAGGCAGCUGCUCGGGAAUUGGUGGUUAUGGUGGAAUUUUGCCAACUCUUGGUGGAGUCGGUGGCGGUCUUGGUGGAGCCGGUGGUGGUCUUGGCGGUGCUGGGGUUAAAGGAAUUGGUGGCGUUGGCGCCGCUGGAGGUGUUGGAGGCGUUGGUGGUGUUGGGGGUCUAGGUGUUGGUGGUGGUAUCGGUGGUUAUAAAGGUGUGGGAGUUAUCAUUCCUUAGAAGUUUUAUUUACUAGUGUUUUUCAAUGUCCCUCCACUAUUGCAUGUCCAAGUUCAUGUGUUUUCAUUUUGAAGUUUUCAAGUGUGAGUACUAUUGUUCGUAGACUAUUAAUGUAUUAGCUAUUGUUCCUAAGUCAUUGUAAUAAGGACAUAGUGAUAGUUUGUUUAGGUUGUGUUAUGUUAUGUUCAUUUCCCAUGUCAUUGGGAUUGUUGGUUUAACUUGUUUCUAAUAUAUGAACUUUAAUUUGUUUCCAAGAA